AUGUAUGAGCCAAAGCUUGUAAACCAUUAUCACGAGUUUAACCUUAUUCUCCCUGCAAGCAAAGAGCAGAAAAUCUUAAAACCCAAUAAUUUUCUGAUAUUUUAAUAUUUUAUUUAAAAUAUAAAUUGUAUCGUUUUAUAAAUAAAAUCUUUAAAAAUCAAUUCAGCCCAAGAGAAAGUUUAGACGAUUUGCCUGAAACCACUUCAAAGCACUGGAAUGUAAAUAUCUCAACCAAAGCAUUAAACCAAAGAAAGCUGAUAUAUUUCAAUGGGAAAAGUAUCUUGGAAAACUCCAAUAAAUUAACCACAUCUAAAGAUCCUCCAGCUCUUGCAAGCUGUAAGACAAGGAUAGUUAUAAAUAAUAAAAAUACUGAACGACUGAUAAAGAAAUCACUAGCGAAAAAGAAAUCCAGGUCCAACAACAAUUCAAUUACGGAUUCUUCAAAUUUAGUUUCCAUCAAAGAGCCUCCUUCAUUACAGCUAGAAUCUAGCCUAGACAAAAAGCUCCACGAAGGCAUCUUAAAAGGACGAACACUAGGUUUCCCUAACAAGCUAGAUCUCCAGCUCGAUUUUUCCUAUGUGCCCAAAAUGGUCCACAGCUAUGCUAUCCCUAAUGGUCUCUCAGCAUUAAAACUACAAGUAAAACCUGAGAAAACUGGCGUCGAUUUAUAUGAGCCAAAAAUUUCUCAAUUUAUGAACCGGUUUGAAAAGAAGCCAAAUCAGAUUGUAUCAAUGCCAAUUAUAAGAACUGGUAUCAAUGGCUGGAAGCUAAGUUCGACGACUCCUUUGAAAAAGAAUAACUAA
Blepharisma stoltei is the source of this 803-nucleotide messenger RNA. The record is from the annotation of a GenBank genome assembly. Lineage: Eukaryota; Ciliophora; Heterotrichea; Heterotrichida; Blepharismidae.